This is a messenger RNA of Cucumis sativus (cucumber), 1338 nucleotides long. RefSeq lists its product as uncharacterized. Lineage: Eukaryota; Viridiplantae; Streptophyta; Magnoliopsida; Cucurbitales; Cucurbitaceae. The transcript is spliced from 7 exons. Bases 297 to 770 code for a protein of 157 amino acids. The record is from RefSeq and is a predicted model, not a curated record.
UUGAAACCCUGAUCUAUGACGGUUAAAAGUCUUCUGGUAAUCAAUAAUCGACGGUUGUUAUUUCUUUCCUCGAAAGCUUGAGUUUGACGCCUACCGUUUCUCAAUUCAGAUCGGCUUCCCUUUCCCCCCUCUUCGUCUUUGCCUCCAUCCACCACUCCUUAAACCCAAGGUCAUUUCUAAACCCUAAAUUUCAUCUUCUUAUACCUCUCCUUUACUAAUUUAUGUUUCUCCUCGCUUCUGAAAUUUCAAGGGCAUUCAGGACACCGAGAAGUUCAUUUUUCGCGCGAUUUGAUUAAAUGGGAGACCCAACAGCUUUAGAUACUCUACUCCGUCAUCUUCGUUCGACAUGCAAGUAUUAUACCGGGUUCCCAAAAGAUCUUGGGCCUUCCAGGGUCAUACAUUUUACAUCUGAACGUGAGUUUGUCCAACUCCUUCAUGAAGGCUAUCCAGUUGUUGUUGCUUUUACGAUCAGGAGUAACUACUCAAAGCAUCUUGACAACGUAUUGGAGGAAGCUGCGGUUGAGUUUUAUCCGAACGUUAAAUUUAUGCGUGUCGAGUGCCCAAAGUAUCCUGGUUUCUGCAUUUCACGGCAGAGGAAGGAAUAUCCAUUUAUCGAGAUGUUUCAUAGUCCAAAACAAGCAUCCAGCCAGGGAAAGAUUGCUGAUUCUAAUGUGACGAAGUACUCAGUGAAGGUUCUGCCUUUUAACUAUGACACCAGUGCCUACGGAUUCAGAGAGUUUUUUAAGCGUCAUGGGAUAUAUGGUCGUUGAAUCAAAAGUAACACCAACACGUGGGUAAAGCACAUUAAGCCUUUGUAAUUUAUUAUAUGUAAUUUGAACUGGUUUAUGCUGUACAUGGUAAGAGGUAAACUCCAUAUGUCUUUACGCCCGAAGUAAAAGUAGAUCGCAUACAGUGUAGAAAAUGUGUUGGAAUAUUCAAUCACAAGAUUCUCCUGGCCUUGAAGAUGCCGGAGAAGGCGUGGGAACAGCUUGCUUUAUGCUGCUGUCCUGUAGCGGACUGUGCUUCACUCGCAGAGCUGGGAACGCGCAAGAAGGCUACUGGGUCAUUGCCGCUGUGGUAGGCAAAAACCAGGUGAGGAAGGGGGUCUGGCGGCUGUGAGAUUAAGGGGAGGUGUAGACAUUGGAUUAAUCUCCCAAUGGCUGAUGUUGGUGGUAGAUAUGCCGAGACUAAAAUAGUAGCAUCAGUAAAAUUCAUUGUUAAAAGUUGGUUCAUUGGUGUUUGAAGAAAGAAAUAUCCUAGAUUUACAUUAUUUCUUUGCAAUUGGCACAAAGGGUAUACAUGGAGGGAAAAUGACGCCAAAUACAAACGAUUAUUAUU